ACCAGGAAGUUCUUAAAUUCAGGAAAACUGAAACUUAACUGUCAGUUUUUUGUUUUCUAAAAUGGCAGAAGCGAGUGUUUCUUUGGCUCAGGAUCAGUUCAUCUGUCCAAUCUGUCUGGAUCUACUGAAGGAUCCUGUGACCAUUCCCUGUGGACACAGUUACUGUAUGAGCUGUUUUACAAACUACUGGGAUCAAGAUGAUCAGAAGAGAGCCUACAGCUGCCCUCAGUGCAGACAGACCUUCACUACAAGACCUGUUUUAGGUAAAAACACCAUGCUGGCUGAAGUGGUGGAGAAACUAAAAAAGACUAAACGACAGGCUGAUUACUGUUAUGCUGAACCUGGAGAUGUGGAGUGUGACGUCUGUACUGAAAGAAAACACAAAGCUGUCAAGUCCUGUCUGGUGUGUCUGAACUCUUACUGUCAAAAUCAUCUUGAACAACAUGAGAAUUUAUUCAAAGGGAAGAAGCACAACCUGAUAGACGCCACUGGACGACUUCAGGAGAUGAUCUGCCCUCAACAUGAUAAAGCCCUUGAGAUUUAUUGUCGUACUGAUCAGCACUGUAUAUGUUAUCUGUGUAUGGUGGAUGAACACAAUAACCAUGAGACUGUAUCAGCUGCAGCAGAGAGGACUGAGAAACAGAAACAGCUGCAGAGAAAAUACCAGGAGAGAAUCCAGGAGAGCCAGAAGAAGCUUCAGGAGCUGAGAGAUGCUGUGGAGACUCAUAAGCGCUCUGCACAGACAGCAGUGGACGACACUGAGAGGAUCUUUACUCAACUGAUCCGAUCCAUUGAGAGAAGACGAUCUGAGGUGACACAGCUGAUCAGAGAUCAGGAAAAGACUGCAGUGAGUCGAGCUGAAAGACUCUUGAAGCGACUGGAGCAGGAGAUUGAUGAUCUGAGGAGGAGAGACGCUGAGCUGCAGCAGCUUUCACACACAGAUGAUCACAUCCAUUUCCUCCAGAGUUUCCAGUCUCUCUCUGUUCCUCCUGGAUCUAUAGAUUCACUCAGCAUCAUUGUCAGUUCUUUCCUCUCUUAUGAUGAUGUAUGUAAAUCUGUGUCUCAUCUGAGUGAGAAACUGGAAGAUUUCUGUAGAGAAGAAAUGGAAAAAAUAUCUUAUAGAGUAAAGUAUAAUGACAUCAUUCCCGCCCCUGAACCAAAUACCAGGGAACAGUUCUUACAAUAUUAUCAUCCAAUUACUGCAGAGCCAAACACAGCACAUAAACGUCUCGGUCUUUCUAAGGGGAACAGAGUGGUUACGAAGACAGACACAAGCCAGCCGUAUCCUGAUCAUCCAGACAGAUUUGACUUUUAUCAUCAGGUGUUGUGUAGUGAGAGUGUGAGUGGACGCUGUUACUGGGAGGUCGAAUGGAGUGGUAUGGUGUAUAUAUCAGUGUCAUAUAAGAACAUAAGCAGCAAAGUUAAUAAGAGUUUAUUUGGGAGUAAUGAUCAGUCAUGGAGUUUGAUCUGUACUGGCUCCAGUUUUUCAUUUUGGCACAAUAAUAUUGAGACUAAACUCCCUGUAGUGUUUAGAUCUUCUAGAAUAGGAGUGUAUGUAGAUCAUAGUUCAGGAUCUCUGUCCUUCUACAGCGUCUCUGACACAAUGACCCUCAUCCACAGAGUCAACACCACAUUCACUAAACCUCUCUAUCCUGGGUUUAGAGUUUAUUCUGGAUCAGUGAAACUGUGUGAUCCAGCAGUAUAGAUGUUUUUUACUUAAUAUAAAGGAAAAUUCUGAUCUAAUUUAAGUAUGUAAAUUUUGGAUUGUUUUUCGUUGUAUCGAUGUUGCGCUGUUGUGUACUGGCACAUGCAAUUUAGCUGAACAUGCUAGGUGCACUGCGUGUCAUAUUUUAGAUCAUAUUUAGGAGUUCAAACUAAACAUCAAAAACUAAUUUUUUCGACAGGUAUACGUUUUAAAAUGUAUUUAAAACAGGGUGGUUAUCUUGUCACAAGUUGAGCUACAAAACAGGUAAG
This is a messenger RNA of Paramisgurnus dabryanus, 1974 nucleotides long. RefSeq names its product tripartite motif-containing protein 16-like protein. Gene Ontology annotation, molecular function: protein binding; zinc ion binding. The record is from RefSeq and is a predicted model, not a curated record. Lineage: Eukaryota; Metazoa; Chordata; Actinopteri; Cypriniformes; Cobitidae.